Corylus avellana is the source of this 1947-nucleotide messenger RNA. It is a transcript of the gene SHS1, whose product is annotated as Mitochondrial substrate carrier family protein. Lineage: Eukaryota; Viridiplantae; Streptophyta; Magnoliopsida; Fagales; Betulaceae. The record is from RefSeq and is a predicted model, not a curated record. Gene Ontology annotation, biological process: transmembrane transport.
ACCAACCAAGAGACAGGCAAGCAAAGCAGAGCUAAUGGCAACCUAACAAGUAGAGUAUCCACAACAAAUAUAUAACGUAAAUUAAACUGAGAGCUCCGAGAGAGAGAGAGAGAGAGAGAAAGAGAGAUCACCUACCCCUCCUCUCUCUCACUGUUCCUUCUAGGUUUUCUUCCCACACUCCCCUAUCUCUCGUUCUCUCCGCCUUCACUUUCGGCUUCACCAACCAUUUCCCAGCCUUUCGGAUACCCAUUUCUUCAAACUUUCUUUCUAAUCUCAGCUUCCAUUGGUUACAAAUCAUACCCUUUUCUCAAUUUUCUCUGAAAAAAGAUGGGGUUUUUGGAUACCGCAUCUGUCCAAAACCGAAUCUCUCUCGCCCAAACGCUCUGAAUUUGGUUAGAAACCAUGAAAACAGUGUCUUUGGCUGUUCGCUGAAACCCCUUGAAAGAUAGCAUAUUUGCGAGGUUCUGAUCAAUGGGUAGGAGAGGCAUCCAACUGUUCGAUGAUAAACGAGAUGGUUUUUUCUCUGUUUGUGAUUUGGGCUCUCAGUGGAGCCUACAAGAUGGGUCCUUUCACCCCGGAGGCUUAUUCGCCAGCGUUGGUCAGGUCGGAAUGGGUGCCUUCACGCCUAAUCCUCCGGAUUCCCGAGACAAUGGUGGCGUGAAGGUACCGUACGCGGAUUUGUGCGCCAAGUACAUGUCGUCCCUGGAGGGGUUUCGGAUAGUCGGAGUGCGGGAAGGGGAGGAGGGGAUUGUGACGAAGAAGAAGAGGAAUGGUGGUCUUCAGUUGAAGAUUAAGGUCUCAAAUCCUUCGCUUAGGAGGUUGAUAAGCGGCGCGAUAGCCGGGGCGGUGUCUCGAACGGCAGUGGCGCCGCUGGAGACGAUAAGGACGCAUUUGAUGGUUGGGAGUAGCGGGCAUUCUACUACCGAGGUGUUCCAAAAUAUCAUGAACACUGACGGAUGGAAGGGGCUGUUUAGGGGCAAUUUUGUUAAUGUAAUUCGAGUUGCGCCUAGCAAGGCGAUAGAGCUAUUUGCUUACGAUACAGUCAACAAGCAAUUGUCACACAAACCUGGGGAACAGCCCAAACUCCUAAUUCCUGCCUCUUUAGUUGCUGGGGCCUGUGCUGGAGUCAGCUCAACUUUGUGCACAUAUCCUCUUGAGUUACUCAAGACCCGACUAACUGUAGAGAGAGGCGUUUACAAUGGUUUAUUUGAUGCAUUUUUAAAAAUACUAAGAGAAGAGGGGCCUGCAGAACUCUACAGAGGCCUUACCCCUAGUCUUAUUGGGGUAAUUCCAUAUGCUGCAACCAACUACUUCGCCUACGACACAUUAAGGAAAGCCUACCGGAAAAUUUUCAAGCAAGAGAAGAUCGGCAACAUCGAAACUCUUUUGAUUGGGUCAGCUGCCGGAGCUAUUUCAAGUAGUGCAACUUUCCCACUUGAGGUGGCUCGCAAGCACAUGCAGGUGGGGGCUCUGAGUGGAAGGCGGGUAUACAAGAAUGUGCUCCAUGCACUUGCAAGCAUAUAUGAACAAGAAGGGAUUCUAGGAUUGUAUAGAGGGCUGGGCCCUAGCUGCAUGAAGUUAGUUCCUGCUGCCGGGAUUUCUUUCAUGUGCUAUGAAGCAUGCAAGAGGAUACUGGUGGAGGAUGAAGAGGAAGCAUGAGACAGUUUUUUUGGAAGGAUACUACUGGUGGAGGAUGAAAAGGGAAGCAUAAGACAGUUUUUUGGAAGCAACAAAAAUUCACAUAAUGCACAUCUCUCGCAGCAAAGGAGGAAGUGAGAGUACUCCUUUUUCAUGUGCCCAAGGUCAAGUUAAUUUUGUUUUUGUUUUUGUUUUUUUACUCCGCGACUGGAAUUUUUUUAUUUAUUUUUAUUUUUGUGACUCAGUUCAAGGAGGUUUGUGAGGUUACAUCUGAUGUUUUUGGAAAAUAAGAAAAUCAAGUUUAAAGAA